AUACUUUAGAAAAACAAAAUAAUGAUAAUCAAAAAUUAGAUGAAAAUAUAAAUUUAUUACAAAGUAAUAAUUUUAAAAAAUCUUUUGAAAAAGAUUGUUGUGAAAAAAAUUGUUUACAAACUCAAGUUGAGUAUUUUAUAGCUUUAACUAGAUAUUUAAAUUUUAAAAAUCUUUCUAAGUCUUGUCAAGAUAUAUAUUUAUUAGAUAUAAUUGCUGCUACUAAAUGA
Cetraspora pellucida is the source of this 227-nucleotide messenger RNA. The record is from the annotation of a GenBank genome assembly. NCBI's taxonomy places the organism in Eukaryota, Fungi, Glomeromycota, Glomeromycetes, Diversisporales, Gigasporaceae.